CAAUAUCAUUCCCAAAUCUCAUCCCUCUUGGUUCUUUACCUUUUAUCACUUGUUUCUAUUUUCAUUUACAUUUACAUUUACAUUUUCAUUUUCAUUUUCAUUUUCCUCCCUGCAUAUUCGUUUCAUUUCAAGCGGAGCUGCAUCGGAUUUCCAACUCUUCCUGAUUCUAGUUCAAGCAGAAGGGUGUUAUUUUGAACAGAAGAGGAGAAAUAUGAAUCAUUGUGGGAUCCAACAGAAAAAUACCUUUGCGUCAUCUUGCGAUGAAAUGAGGAACGCUGUUUCAGUUUCUGUAUCCUUUGACAAGGGCGACCAUAUGGUUUGCCCAAAACCUAGGCGGCUCAGCCUCUUCAACACCCCUAUGAACGAGCCUGUUAGGCAUUUGAGAUGGCAUAUGUGCUAUCAACCUGAACCAUAUGAAUCUAAAGCAGGCAUUGAGCUAUUGGAAAUCAUCUUUGAAAAGGGUGGUGGUUACAGUGCAUCAGAAAAAACAUGUACAGAGGCUGCUUCGUCUCCCCCGUUUUUCAGUGGGUCACCACCAAGCAGAGUAUCUAACCCAUUAAUACAAGAUUCCCGAUUUGGGGAUGAGAAAGUCUCCCCAGUGUCAGCGCAUUCAAUAAUUCCUGUUCCUGCAUCUGGUAGGUCAUCACUGUCCCCGUCUUCAUACGAAAGGGAAGUAGGAUCUAUUGGUGGCAAUUUUGGUAACAAACCAGCUGUAAGAAUCGAGGGGUUUAAUUGCCUCAACAGGGAUAAUGGUCGCAAUUGCAGCAUCUCUGCCCUGGCUUAAUCCAAACCCUUGUUUACAGAACAUCUUAAGUACAUAUGAAACUAAAAACAAAGUUUGAGAGUUAGUAGAGCAGAAAAAUGCAAGUUGAUGAAGAGUUUUGAACAUUAUGAGGAGAAUGGGAGGAUGUACAUUCGUCUUUCUUGUACUUUGUUGUAAGUAAGUAUGAGUAGAGGGUCUGUGUCUGUAAAUAGAUUGUAUGUACGUAAUUAAUUAGAGGUAUUAACCAGAAACAAGUAAGAGACGGGAGAGAUUAGUAGUGAGGUUUAGAAUUUUACCCUUCUGGUGAUGAUUUGUAAGUAUAGUAGAAGAUCAAAGAGGGUGAAUUUUCCGAAUUUCGAUUUGUAUGUCUUGUUUUGCGAAUCUGGGAUUGCGACUUUAGAAGCAAUUUGUACAAAAUAAUUUAAGGGUGUUCGUAGAUUUUAGUUUUUUGGGAGAGGGCAAAUGUUUUGAGAUGUAUAUAUGAACCACUCUAAUCUCUAUGGUAUUUAUCUUGCUCUUUAUUUGAA
Molecule: messenger RNA, 1290 nt
Organism: Cynara cardunculus var. scolymus (artichoke)
Lineage: Eukaryota; Viridiplantae; Streptophyta; Magnoliopsida; Asterales; Asteraceae
Exons: 4
Coding region: 212-784 (190 amino acids)
Source: RefSeq, a predicted model, not a curated record